AUGCCUCGAAAAUGGAUUGACAAGAAGUCAGCCCAGCACUUCACGCUGGUGCACCGACCGCAAAAUGACCCUCUCAUCCACGACGAAAAUGCGCCUGCAAUGGUGCUUAACCCUACUCAGACCAAGAAAUCUUCUUCCAAGUCGAAGGACCUAGAUGAUCUCGCUUCCGAGUUGGGUUACGAAGCCGAAGGCGUCCGCGCGAACGAAGGAGAGGCAGCCAGCUAUGGUGUCUACUACGACGAUUCCGAGUACGAUUAUAUGCAGCAUCUGCGAGAUCUUAACACUGGAGGUGGAGAGGUUGUCUUUGUCGAGUCUGAAGCUACCGCAAACAAGGGCAAGGGAAAACAAAAGCAGUCGCUUGAUGAUGCGCUUAGGAAGUUGGAUAUCGAACAGAGUGCAGAGGAUAUUCUGGAUGAUGACAUUUUACCUUCCAAGAACCUUAUCAGGGCUACAUACGAAGCCCAGCAGGAGAUUCCUGAUUCUCUCAAGGGAUUCCAGCCUGAUAUGGACCCCCGUCUGCGAGAAGUCCUUGAAGCUUUGGAAGAUGACGCAUUCGUCGACGACGAAGAUGAUGACAUCUUCAAGCAGCUAGCCAAGGACGGCCGAGAGCUGGAAGACUAUGAGUUUGAGGAGGCGGAAUUUGAUGAAGAUGAUGGAUGGGAGUCGGAUGCUACAGCAAAGCCCACCAAGGAAUACCAGGACGACCAUGUGCCCCAGCUUGUGAAGCAGAUGGAGCAGCCUGAAGAGGGCCCCUCUCAAGACUGGCUUGAAGACUUCAAGCAAUUCAAGAAGGAGCAGAAGGGUGCCAAAGCACCAGUUGCGCCAUCACAGUCCGAGAUGCAGUCCAUGUGGACAACCACCACAAACGGUGGCCGACGCAAGAAGAGAAAGGGAGCUCUUACUGACAACUCAAGUUAUUCCAUGACUUCCUCUUCAUUAGUGCGAACUGAGCAGAUGACUCUCUUGGACGCGAGAUUCGACAAGAUCGAGGAGGCAUAUAACGAGGACAUGGAUGAUGACAUGCAGUCGGUCUCUGCUGUGUCCACCAUGUCCACGGUUCAAGGUCCUAUCCGUGGUGAUUUUGACAACAUCAUGGAUGACUUCCUCGGAAACUUUACCAAGCCAGGGAAGAGGACGAACAAGAAGAACAGGCCUCAGACCGGCAUUGAGCAAUUGGAAGAGAUUCGAAGGGGACUGGGACCUGCUCGAAUUGGAGGCCGAGCCUACAAGGCAAGAUCAUGA
Messenger RNA from Fusarium coffeatum, 1242 nucleotides. RefSeq lists its product as uncharacterized. Gene Ontology annotation, biological process: ribosomal small subunit export from nucleus; ribosomal small subunit biogenesis. The transcript is spliced from 2 exons. Lineage: Eukaryota; Fungi; Ascomycota; Sordariomycetes; Hypocreales; Nectriaceae. Gene Ontology annotation, cellular component: preribosome, small subunit precursor; nucleus; cytosol. Bases 1 to 1242 code for a protein of 413 amino acids. The record is from RefSeq and is a predicted model, not a curated record.